AUAUUUUGGUGUUGUCCUCUGUAUAUACUUUAGCGAUCAGGUCAAUUGACUUUGGGUGUAUCUUAUAUUUUAGCAUUUCUCUGCUUAUACCUGUCGAAUGCCUUUGCAAAGUCUACUGAUAUUAAUAUAAGUGAUCUCUUAUAUUCCUAACUCUUCUGUAUACAGUAAUUUAGUAUAAAUAAAUUGUCUGCUGCUCUUCUGUUUUCCGUAUAUGUAUUUUGUUCUUCCAUUAAUAUAUCGUUUUAUUGUAGAUGUCUGCAUUUUAUCUAUUUAUUUUUAUUUAUUUAUUAUUAUUUUUUUUUAUGAUUCCUAUUAAUAAUUUAUCUGUGGCGUCUGUAAGGGCUAUUGGACUCACAGCUUUUAUUGCUGGUUUUGCGUUUUUCUCCAAUAAUUUAGUAUUUCAUGUUUUCCAUGUAUCCGGGAUUAUUGCUGCAUCACUGACAUCAUUUAAUGCUUGUACGAGAGUUGUUUUACAUUUAUCGUUGUGUGUCAUAGCAAUAAGGAGUUUCGUCUUAAUUUCAUUGGGUCCUGCUGCUUUUUCAGUCUUUGUCUUUUUUAUCUGGUAUUCUAACUCAAUUUUACAAUCUUCCAUUGGUUUUAUAGUGUUACAGCAGGGGUAUGGGUGCGGGUGGCUGAACUGUUGCAGGUGGCAGCACUGGGAGUGGCGGGAAGAGAGAGACUGAAAGAAAGGAGACGCUUGGCCCGAGAGGAAGCCAGCGUGUGCCUGUCUGUUUGGAAGUGUUUCCCUGCCUGUUGAGUGUCUUGUUGAGUGCCUGUCGUGCCCUGGGAGACUUGUGGUGCCCCUGUGAACUUGUAAAGCAGUGUACUUGCGGAGGAUUUGUCAAUAAACCUAGGAAAUAGUGCCCGUGUUUUCCCCUGUGCCCCGGCCUCGUGUGUGUGUGUGUGUGCGCCUUGUCCUGGCGUUCAGUGUGACUUAUUUGAGGCCCCGCUGGUGUUGUUUCUCGACCCGUGCCCUUGUGGAUAACACGCCCGCCCGGAGUGAAGGGUGGGCGCAACAAUAUCAUCAGUGUUUAUCGUGAAUGCUGCAUCCACGUGUUGUCUUGACUGAUAUGGUACCAGGCAGAGUCCAGGCUGCACGCCCUGCUCGCCACCAACCAAUCUUGUUGUGUCCAUGGCGUGUGCUGGUGGGAGUGGUGCUGUGGUGGAGGCCGUGAGGCCGGGCAGCAGCAUGAGUGGCCAGCAGCAGCAGCAGCCAGCCUCAGGUGUGGGGAGGCGCAGGCAUGGUGGCAAGAAUCACCUGGAGGCAGGCAGCUCUGUCCACAGAGGAGAGAGCAAGUUUGAGUGCCAGCAGUGUGACAAAACUUUUGUAUCCAGACGUGGCCUUGACUACCACACCCUGACACACAGUGGUGUUAGAAAUUAUGAGUGUGGUGAGUGUGGCAGGAAAUUUACCCAAAAGUGUUACCUCACCACACACACCCUGACACACAGUGGUGUUAGAAAUUAUGAGUGUGGUAAGUGUGGCAGGAAAUUUAUCCAAAAAUCUAGCCUCACCACACACACCCUGACACACAGUGGUGUUAGAAAUUAUGAGUGUGGUGAGUGUGGCAGGAAGUUUACCAGAAAGUCAACCCUCAGAAGACACAUCCUGACACACAGUGGUGUUAGAAAUUAUGAGUGUGAUGAGUGUGGGAAGAAAUUUACCCGGAAGUUCUCCCUCACCACACACACCCUGACACACAGUGGUGUUAGAAAUUAUGAGUGUGGUGAGUGUGGCAGGAAAUUUAUUGCAAAAUCUAACCUCACCAAACACACCGUGAUACACCGUGGUAUUAGAAAGUAUGAGUGUGGUGAGUGUGGCAAGAAAUUUAUUACAAAAUCUGACCUUACCAAACACAUCCUGACACACAGUGGUGUUAGAAAUUAUGAGUGUGAUGAGUGUGGCAGGAAGUUUACCAGAAAGUCAACCCUCAGCAGACACAUCCUGACACACAGUGGUGUUAGAAAUUAUGAGUGUGAUGAGUGUGGCAGGAAGUUUACCAGAAAGUCUCACCUCGCCAAACACAUCCUGACACACAGUGGUGUUAGAAAUUAUGAGUGUGAUGAGUGUGGCAGGAAGUUUACCAGAAAGUCUCACCUCACCACACACAUCCUGACACACAGUGGUGUUAGAAAUUAUGAGUGUGGUGAGUGUGGGAAGAAAUUUACCCACAAGUCUUGCCUCACCUCACACACCCUGACACACAGUGGUGUUAGAAAUUAUGAGUGCAAUGAGUGUGGGAGGAAGUUUACCAAAAAGGGUUCCCUCACCACACACACCCUGACACACAGUGGUGUUAGAAAUUAUGAGUGUGAUGAGUGUGGCAAAAGAUUUCCUACCAUUUCUCGUCUCAAUAAACACACCUUCAGACACACUGGCUUGAGGGAGUUCAAGUGUGAUGUUUGUGACAAGUGUUUCAAGACAAAGGGUGAUAUUGCCAGCCACAUGAGGGUCCACUUCUGAGGUGGUGUGUUGUGUGUGGAUGUGUGGGGCCACACCCAUGCCUGUGGUGGUGGCGGUGGUGGUGGUGUGAGGGAGUAACAGCCCCAGCAGUUGUUUUGUUGGCAGUGCAGGUGUGACCUUCAAUAAAUGUGUGUGUCUAACAUAACGCCAAGUUCUUUUCCGUUUUGAGUGGUGGUGUGUGAGUUCCCUGUAUUUGGUGCACAGUCGUGGUGGCCACAAGCACCGCCCCCAACACUUGCUUCACUGUAUCUGAGCAGCCGCGUCCCUCACCACCCUGCCAGCCUGUCUUGCGUGCACUGGGUAUGCCUGAGCCGUCGUGCAGACGCUGGGGCACGGCCAUGGCAGUCUUCGGCAAGCACGGGCGUCUGGCGUGGUGGUGUAAGAAUGCGCGUCGUGUCUUUUGUAUCAGUUAGGAAGAGCAGGGGACCCAGCACAGAGCCCUGGGGCCCCCUGCCGUGCACCUUCACUCUGCUGGACGCUGCUGCAUGUACUAUUGUGCCUCUACAUGCUGCACCUGCUGGAGGUGUUUCAGUGGUACAAGGACUGUGGCGAGGGUGACACAGGCAGAAUUCUCAGGAUACAAAAAGACAUGUUAUCAAUGUCUGUCAUAUUUCUCUACUCACUUCUUCACUUUGCUGGCCAAGAACACAUUACACUGUACAGUCUUGCUGCUGUAAUGCCAACACACUCUAGCAAAAAAUAAAUAAAUAAAUAAAAAAAACUUCAGUAGCCUGGGAAGUAAAAUACAUGAAGAAAAGGGGAAGUGACAACUAGAAAGAAAAUAAAAAAAGGAAAACAAAACUGCUGAACAAAAAAAAAGUAUUGGAAAAAAAAAAAAAAAUGAUUUUGACAGCAAAACACACACACACACACACACACACACACACACACACACACACACACACACACACACACACACACACACACACACACACACACACACACACACACACACACACA
Scylla paramamosain (green mud crab) is the source of this 3424-nucleotide messenger RNA. RefSeq names its product zinc finger protein 33A-like. The record is from RefSeq and is a predicted model, not a curated record. Lineage: Eukaryota; Metazoa; Arthropoda; Malacostraca; Decapoda; Portunidae. The transcript has 2 exons. Bases 1133 to 2464 code for a protein of 443 amino acids.